This is a messenger RNA of Cydia strobilella, 480 nucleotides long. RefSeq lists its product as uncharacterized. The transcript has 4 exons. The coding region runs from base 19 to 480 and encodes 153 amino acids. Lineage: Eukaryota; Metazoa; Arthropoda; Insecta; Lepidoptera; Tortricidae. The record is from RefSeq and is a predicted model, not a curated record.
ACCCACAACUUAUUCAAUAUGCUGAAAUUCGUCGGUUUCCUCGCUUUCGUGUCAGUGUCUUAUGCAGCCAUAACGAGUUUAGCUCCUGAGGACAAACCAGUAGACUUAGCUAACCAAGAAGGAUGUUAUAUUUCCAAGUUAAACAGAGUGCUGCCAUACGAUGUAACCUUUUAUCCAAAUACUGAUUGCGCAGUGUACAUUUGCCAGAGCUCCAAUGGUGAAACACUGUAUGAAACUUGUGGAGUAACAGCUAUCCGCGAUGGCUGCAGAAAAAGCGUCAUAGACAACAGCAAACAAUACCCCGAUUGUUGUUCCCAAGAAGUAUGCGAUGAGGCCGGCUUAGAUUAUAUAUACACCCAGGAAAUUAGAAGGGCCCCAAGUCCCGUGGCUUGUAUCAGUGGAUGCACGGCACUACUGAAUCUAGACAAGAGACAUGUCAUCGUGCAUCCCGCACCUCAUCUUCUCAACCUCAUGCGAUGA